Punica granatum (pomegranate) is the source of this 2518-nucleotide messenger RNA. The record is from RefSeq and is a predicted model, not a curated record. Lineage: Eukaryota; Viridiplantae; Streptophyta; Magnoliopsida; Myrtales; Lythraceae.
UCCAGAGAAUAGCCCCCACUGAUUUGCCCAUAUUAGCCUCCUCCCUCAGGCCUUAUUACGGCCUUUGACUGCAUGACCGUCAGAUACCCAGGGGCACUUUGGUUAAUCUGCAUGAUAUAUAAACCCCGGCCGCCUGUGCCGCCCUCCGUGUUUUUCAGUCGGUCGAUUUGCUAAAGCCCUAACCUUAAACCCUGCGGCCUCCCUCCUGAGCUUCGAUCCGCUGAGGAAUGGCGACUUCACUGCUUCUGCGAUCUCUGAGGCGCAGAGAGCUUCAUGGCUCCUCCUUGUUUGCUUACAAAUCCUUAACUGGCAAUGCCAAUCCAUCAGCUUCAUCCCUUGCCAACAAAUGGGCAAGCUUGGCAAGACCAUUCAGCUCAAAACCAGCUGGAAAUGAAGUUAUUGGCGUUGAUUUGGGAACCACUAACUCUUGUGUCGCUGUUAUGGAGGGAAAGAAUCCUAAAGUGAUCGAGAACAGUGAGGGGGCGCGUACGACUCCGUCAGUGGUUGCUUUUAACCAAAAAGGGGAACUAAUGGUGGGAACACCGGCAAAACGUCAGGCUGUAACCAACCCGACAAAUACAUUUUUUGCCACCAAACGUCUUAUAGGGAGACGUUUUGAUGAUCCUCAGACGCAGAAGGAAAUGAAAAUGGUUCCUUAUAAAAUUGUUAGAGCGCCAAAUGGUGAUGCUUGGGUUGAGGCCAAUGGGCAGCAGUACUCCCCCAGCCAAAUUGGAGCAUUUGUUCUCACUAAAAUGAAGGAAACUGCAGAAUCAUAUCUUGGGAAAACAAUAUCUAAAGCUGUUAUCACUGUUCCGGCUUAUUUCAACGAUGCACAGAGGCAAGCAACAAAAGAUGCUGGACGAAUUGCUGGUCUAGAUGUCCAGAGAAUCAUCAAUGAGCCCACUGCUGCUGCCCUCUCAUAUGGGAUGAACAAUAAAGAAGGGCUUAUUGCAGUAUUUGAUCUUGGAGGUGGAACAUUUGAUGUUUCCAUUCUGGAGAUAUCAAAUGGAGUUUUCGAGGUGAAAGCAACAAAUGGAGACACAUUUCUAGGAGGAGAGGACUUUGAUAAUGCACUGCUAGAAUUUCUGGUGAGUGAGUUCAAGAGGACCGAAGGAAUUGAUCUAUCGAAGGAUAGGCUCGCACUACAGAGGCUUCGUGAAGCAGCGGAGAAGGCUAAGAUAGAGCUCUCAUCUACUUCUCAGACUGAUAUCAAUCUUCCUUUCAUAACUGCCGAUGCUUCUGGUGCAAAACACUUGAACAUCACUCUUACUAGAUCUAAGUUCGAGACUCUAGUUGACCAUUUGAUCGAAAGGACCAAAAACCCCUGCAAAAACUGUCUCAAGGAUGCUGGAAUUUUGACCAAGGAUGUUACUGAAGUUUUACUGGUUGGAGGGAUGACACGUGUUCCCAAGGUGCAGGAAAUAGUUGCAGAUAUCUUUGGGAAGAGCCCGAGCAAAGGUGUUAAUCCUGACGAGGCCGUUGCAAUGGGUGCUGCUAUUCAGGGAGGCAUCCUCCGAGGAGAUGUUAAGGAGUUGCUUCUCUUGGAUGUGACUCCUUUGUCUCUCGGUAUUGAAACUCUUGGAGGAAUCUUCACUAGAUUAAUUAGCAGAAACACCACCAUCCCAACAAAGAAGUCACAGGUGUUCUCCACCGCAGCUGAUAGUCAAACUCAGGUGGGCAUCAAAGUUCUUCAGGGAGAACGUGAAAUGGCAGCAGACAACAAGCUUUUGGGUGAAUUUGAGCUCAUGGGUAUUCCUCCAGCUCCGAGAGGGAUGCCACAGAUCGAAGUUACAUUUGACAUCGAUGCUAAUGGUAUCGUGACUGUGUCUGCAAAGGACAAGGCCACUAAUAAGGAGCAGCAGAUCACAAUCCGAUCCUCUGGAGGAUUAUCGGACGAUGAGAUUGAGAAGAUGGUGAAGGAGGCUGAACUGCAUGCCCAGAAAGAUCAAGAGAGGAAGGCUUUAAUCGAUAUCAAGAACAAUGCAGAUACUACGAUCUAUAGCAUCGAGAAGAGCUUGGGUGAGUACAGGGAGAAGAUUCCGUCGGAGGUUGCCUCGGAGAUUGAAUCUGCUGUGGCAGACCUCAGGAAUGCAAUGGCAGGCGAGAACAUCGAUGAUAUCAAGGCCAAGAUCGACGCUGCAAAUAAGGCCGUUUCAAAGAUUGGAGAGCACAUGUCAAAGGGUUCUAGUGGGUCCUCGGGAGGGUCCCAGUCGGGCGACGAACAAGCUCCAGAAGCAGAAUACGAGGAAGCGAAGAAAUGAAAAGCUCACAGUUGAAGAGGUUUAAAUUAGUUCACAAAUUCAUUAUUGGGGUACGUACAUUGUCCUUGGGAGGGGCUUCUCUUUCUUGUCUCUCUAGUUUAGGGCGCGAAGACUGUUUAAGCAGUCGGGAAUGAUGAUUGGAUGUAAGAGUUAUUGGAGAUAGUUCUUUUGCCUGUAAUUUUUGUUGCCCGGUAAACUCGGGUUUCCGACAAGGUUUUUGAGGUGAUAAAAGUCGUUUAACAUGUGACAGUUCUCAA